AUGCAGUUUGUACGCAAGGCCGAAGAGGCCAUAACUGGGAAGAAGGACGAGUCGCACGAGUCGACCAAGUCCUCCAGCCAUGGACCUCAUUCCAACUUGGCCAACAAGCUUGACCCCCGUGUCGAAAGUGAUAAGGAAGAUCACACCGAUGCGACUGGUGCUGUUGGAGCAUCCCACGAUACCACAAUCUCUACAGGGACUCAUGGCACCCAGGGCACCACCACCCACGGCACUACUCAAGGAACCCCAAGCCUGAGUGCUACUGGUGCCACUAGCAGCACCAAUGUCGUCCCCCACAGUCCCCACAUCGCCAACAAGGCUAAUCCCGCCGUUGACUCCAAUCACGACAACCGCGCUCGCCACGAAGCAGGUCUCACUGCCGCUGGAACCGGUGCAGCUCUUGCAUCAACCCAUGCUACCACCGCCACGGGUACUCAAGGCUCGGCCCUAGGUUCUGGCACUACACACGGCAUUUCAGGUGUGACUGGUACCAGUGCUGGUCUUGGAUCUACCCAGCGCACUACUGGCACUACUGGCACUACUGGUAGCACCGAUGUCGGUCCUCACAGCUCGACCAUCGCCAACAAGCUCGACCUCCGCGUCGACUCUGACCGUGACAACCGUGCUCGCCAUGAAAGCUUCACCGGUGCUGGUCUUGGUUCUACCCACGGCACAGGUACCUCUGGUGUGACUGGUGCUGGUGCUGGUGCUGGUGCUGGUCUUGGAUCUACCCAUGCCACAACCACCGCUACAGGACCCCUCAGCUCUAUCCUGGCCACUGGAACUGGAACUCCUCACAUCACUCCCAUUGCUACCCCCGGUAGCGGCAGCAGCAGCAGCACGAAUGUUGGACCUCACAGCUCUACCAUCGGCGUUGACAUGUACAGUGCUACCCGUCCUCCGCAGCAAUCUACCCUCGUCGGUACUGGUCCUGGUACUACGACCUACGAACCCCACACUCGUGGUGCUACUGUUGGCUCGGCGAUUGGGGGCUUUGGUCUUGGUACUGCUGGUAGUAUUUACAAUACUCCCACUGGAACUACCACUGGUGCGACUGAUACUGGUAAUACCAGUACAGCUGGUUAUUGUGUCGACAAGCUUGACCCCAGCGUCGACUCGGAUUCUGUCCGUGCGAAGAGUGAGGGUCUUCACCGUCAGAUCUAG
Messenger RNA from Penicillium verrucosum, 1164 nucleotides. RefSeq lists its product as uncharacterized. The record is from RefSeq and is a predicted model, not a curated record. Bases 1 to 1164 code for a protein of 387 amino acids. The transcript is spliced from 2 exons. NCBI's taxonomy places the organism in Eukaryota, Fungi, Ascomycota, Eurotiomycetes, Eurotiales, Aspergillaceae.